CCCGCCGCGCUGCUCCCUCCGAGCGCCGGCUCUGCGGCCGGCGCGCCCUCUCCCGCCGCGCUGGGAGCCUUCUCGGAUGUGUUGGUCCGCUGCGAGGUGUCCCGCGUGUUGCUGCUGCUGCUGCUGCAGCCACCGCCCGCCAAGCUCCUGCCGGAGCAUGCCCACACCCUGGAGAAGUACUCCUGGGAGGCUUUCGACAGCCACGGGCAGGAGAGCGGUGGCCAGCUUCCCGAGGAGCUGUUCCUGCUGCUCCAGUCCUUGGUCAUGGCCACCCACGAAAAGGACACAGAAGCCGUCAAGUCGCUGCAAGUGGAGAUGUGGCCACUGUUGAGUGCUGAGCAGAACCACCUCCUUCACCUCGUUCUGCAAGAAGCCGUCUCCCCCUCGGGACAGGGCAUCUGAUGAAUCACCUUAAUCAAGUGACUUUUUGCUUGUGACAGAACUUCGUGCACCUCCUCUGGCGUUUGGGGCGGAGGGGGGCGGGCGGCGGAAUAAAAGACGUGAAUCCUGGCAGUUCUACCUUUGGUUAUCUUAUUCCUCUUGCCUCCGUAGGAACUUAGUUGACCGGAACUUACCUGUAUCCCAAAAACUUCUUUCCAUGACGGUGGGAGGGAAACAGCAGCAACGUGAUAGAAUCAGUGGAGGACACGGCUCUCUUCCCCAAAACUGCCCACAUACAAGUAAGAACCCCCUUUAGCCCUUACCUCUUCUUCCACCCGCUCCCCGCCCCCCACAUCUCUGUUGCAAAGUGAGGAUUUGAUUUCGCACAGCUCUGAGUACUUAAGCUGCAUGCUUUUUAUCCUGAUCUGAUUUCUUGGCAUAGAUCAGUGUCUGUCCAUGUGACCACCCAAGUUCUCCUUUGUUUCAUCCGCCCCAUACAUGUUCGUGGGAAUGAUCUGAUUACAUACACCAUUGUGGCUACAGCCCUAAGUCCAUAAUAAAGCCAUUCUGAUGCUCCUAA
Molecule: messenger RNA, 961 nt
Organism: Leptonychotes weddellii (Weddell seal)
Lineage: Eukaryota; Metazoa; Chordata; Mammalia; Carnivora; Phocidae
Product: 40-kDa huntingtin-associated protein
Biological process (GO): vesicle cytoskeletal trafficking
Cellular component (GO): early endosome
Molecular function (GO): protein binding
Source: RefSeq, a predicted model, not a curated record